GAAGAAGAAAAAACUGUUUGGCGCCGCUUUUUAAGUUUGUAUCCCGCUCGCGCACAGUCCGUUAGCCUAAAGCUACUACAGAAGUGUUUGUGUUUUUUCCUUCUUGUCGGAUUCACGGUUUGUUUUUCUUUUUGCUUUAAAACACACCGCGGCUUCGUUAGGACUCGCAUCGAAAUGUAUAUAAAGUCUAUAAUUCUAGAAGGCUUUAAGUCGUACGCUGAGAGGACAGAAAUUAACGGGUUUGACCCGCUGUUUAACGCCAUCACCGGUCUGAACGGCAGCGGAAAGUCCAACAUCCUCGACUCCAUCUGCUUCCUGCUCGGAAUCACCAACUUAUCACAGGUCAGAGCAUCAAACCUCCAAGAUUUAGUCUACAAAAAUGGGCUUGCUGGAAUCACUAAAGCCACAGUGUCCAUCACUUUCGACAACUCGAAUAAGAAACAGAGCCCGCUGGGGUUCGAGACCCAUGACGAGAUCACUAUCACCAGACAGGUUGUUAUUGGUGGGCGGAAUAAGUAUCUCAUCAAUGGUGUGAACGCAAACAACAUGCGUGUUCAGGAUCUCUUCUGUUCUGUUGGGCUUAACGUCAACAAUCCACAUUUUCUUAUAAUGCAGGGGAGAAUCACCAAAGUCUUGAACAUGAAGCCACCUGAGAUUCUGGCCAUGAUUGAAGAAGCUGCUGGUACGAGGAUGUACGAGUGCAAGAAGAUCAGCGCUCAGAAAACCAUUGAAAAGAAAGAUGCAAAGCUGAAAGAGAUUCAAACGAUACUAGAUGAGGAGAUUACCCCUGCUAUGGAGAAACUGAAAGAGGAGCGUGCGUCCUACCUGGAGUACCAGAAGCUGAUGCGUGAGAUCGAGCAUCUGAGCCGGCUCUAUGUGGCGUGGCAGUUUGUGUGUGCCGAAGAGACCAAGCUGAAGUCGGCUGAGGACCUGCAAUCGAUGCAGAGCUCCAUCAGCGAGCUCCAGAACAGCAUGCAGAAGAAUGUGGAGCGCAUCCGUGAGCUCAGCGAAGAAAUUAAAGUGCUGGAGAAGAGCAGGGACAAGGAGGUGGCAGGUGUUCUGAAGGCCCUGGAGGAGACUCUGGCCGAGGCACAGCGAGUGGACACAAAAGCUCAAAGUGCUCUCGAUCUGAAGAAGCAAAACCUUAAGGACGAGACUAAAAAGAGGAAAGAACUUGUCAAAAACAUGGAAGAGGACAAGAAGGUGUUGUCAGCAAAGGAAGGUGAGGUGAACAAGGUGAUGGAGGGACUGAGAGCCGUGCAUGAGGAGGGAAAAAAGGAUGCAGAGGAACUGGAGGUGGCCCAACAGCACUUCAAGGCGGUGUCUGCCGGCCUCUCAGCCAACGAGGAUGGUGAGGCGGCCACACUGGCAGGUCAGAUGAUGACCUGCAAGAACGAUAUGAGCAAAGCAGAGACAGAGGCUAAGCAGGCUCAAAUGAAGCUCAAGCAUGCUCAAGAAGAGCUGAAAAGCAAGCAGGCUCAGGUGAAGAAGAUGGACAGUGGAUAUAAAAAAGACCAAGAUGCCUUUGAGGCUGUCCAGAAGUGCAGAGACAAGUUGCAGGCUGAACUUGAGAAACUCAACUAUGAAGACGGUCGAGAGGAGCGCUUGAUCGAACAGAAAAGGCAGCUGUCUCGCGAAGUCCACCACUUGCGUGAAACCUACGAGUCCUUCAUGGGACAGUUCCCUAACCUGCGCUUUGAAUACUCAGAUCCUGAGAGGAACUGGGACCGCAGUAAAGUCAAGGGUCUGGUGGCAAACCUUUUCACAGUGACAGACGUGUGUAACGCUACGGCUCUGGAAGUGGUGGCAGGUGGUCGUCUCUAUAACAUAGUGGUGGACACUGAGGUCACUGGGAAGAAAAUUCUGGAAAAGGGUGAGCUGAAACGCAGAUACACAAUCAUCCCCCUGAACAAGAUCUCUGCAAGAACGCUGGAUGAUGGAGUAGUUCGUACUGCGAAAAACAUUGUGGGAAAGGAUAACGUUCACACAGCUCUGUCAUUGGUGGGUUAUGAGUCUGAGUUGCGCAAGGCUAUGGAGUACGUUUUCGGAACCACGCUGGUGUGCGAUACUCUGGAUAACGCCAAGAAAGUUGCCUUUGAUAAAGGCGUCAGCACCAAAACCGUCACACUCGGUGGAGACGUGUUUGAUCCACAGGGAACGUUGACCGGAGGUGCUCGGGCGCAGACUGCCUCUGUGCUCUCCAAACUGGCGGAGGUGAAAGCUGUACAAGACAAACUAAGGGCCAAAGAGGCCGAGCUCGCUACUGUAGAAAAGGAACAAGGCAGUCUCAAGGGAACUGCUGAGAAGUAUCGUCAGCUGAAGCAGCAGCUGGACCUGAAAACUGAAGAAGCUCAGAUCCUAGAAACCAAACUCCAACAAAGCUCUUUCAAUAAACAGCAGGUAGAGCUUGAGAACCUCCGCAGGACCAUUGAGGAAAGUGAGGAGACGCUCAAGACGACAAAGGAGGUGCAGAAGAAGGCGGCGGAAAAGUACAAAGUCUUGGAGAACAAGAUGAAGAACGCAGAGGAAGAGAGAGAGAAAGAACUGAAAGCAGCGCAGCAGAAACUCAACCAGGCGAAAAGCAAAGCAGACGCCUUCAACAAGAGACUCAAGGAGAGACAACAGGAGGCUGAUGCUGUGGCGUUGGAGCUUGAGGAGCUGAAGCAGGAGCAGGCUGGUUAUGAGCAGCAGAUUCAGGCUGUGGAUGAGGCAAUGAAAGCCUUACAGGAACAGAUCAGUGCAAUGACCAUUGAGGUUGCAGCCAACAAGGACUGUGUACGGCAAGCUCAGGAGCAGCUGACCCAACAGAAAGAGGUGAUCGUGGCCCAAGAGCGUGAGAUCAAGGCGAAGAGUGAAGAAGCCAACCGCUUAAGAGAACACAACAACGACGCUCAGCUCAAAAUCAAAGAGCUGGAGCACAACAUCAGCAAGCACAAGAAGGACAGUGCAGAUGCUGCUGCUAGGGUGACUCGCAUGCUGGCUGAGAACGACUGGAUCUCUUCCGAGCGGCAUCUCUUUGGCCAGCCCAACUCUGCAUACGACUUCAAGGAGAACAACCCUAAAGAAGCUGGCCAGAGACUAAAGAGACUCGAGGAGACCAAAGUCAAGCUGGAGAGAAACAUCAACCGCAGAGCCAUGAACAUGCUCAGCGAGGCAGAAGAACGAUAUAAUGAUCUGAAAAAGAAGAAGAGGAUCGUCGAGAACGAUAAAGCAAAGAUCCUGGAGACGAUUAAAGAGUUGGACCAGAAAAAGAAUGAGGCGCUCAACAUGGCCUGGCAAAAGGUAAAUAAGGAUUUUGGAUCUAUAUUCUCCACUCUGUUGCCUGGGGCAGAUGCUCGUUUGGCUCCGCCUGAGGGCUGCGGUGUCCUCGAUGGCCUUGAGUUUAAGGUUGCUCUGGGAAAAACAUGGAAGGAGAACUUGACAGAGCUGAGUGGAGGCCAAAGGUCACUGGUGGCACUUUCUUUGAUUUUGGCCAUGCUGCUGUUUAAACCUGCUCCGAUCUACAUCCUGGAUGAAGUGGACGCGGCUCUUGACCUCUCGCACACGCAGAACAUAGGACAGAUGCUGCGCACACACUUCACACACUCCCAGUUUGUGGUGGUGUCGCUGAAAGACGGCAUGUUCACCAACGCCAACGUUCUCUUUAAGACCAAGUUUGUGGACGGUAUCUCAACAGUGACGCGCACAACUCAGACACAUGAGGGAAAGGUUCUAGCUCAGCGAGCACACGACAAAGCAAAGCCCAAGGAUAAACGUCAGCGUGAGAUACUCGCCAGCUAAACAGUCGCAGGACACGCAGAUAAUCUUCAAAAUUUAGCUUCUUUUCUAAACGCAUGUGUACACUUUUGUUUAAAAAAAAAAAAUCAGAAUAUUUGCUCUUAGUUUAUUACGUAUAAUUUACUUGUAAAACUUGUGUGGCUUUGAUUUGAAUGUUUAUUCAUUUGAAGGGUUUUGGCCAGUAAAAGCACGGUAAGUUAACAUCAGGUACUCUGCUAACACUGGUAACAAACGAGUCAAAUGAGUGCAUUUUGUACAGUGUUUAUAUUUUCUAUCCUUGUUCAUUUGUACUGCCUUCUUCCAAAAUGUUUUAUACCACUUCCUACUGUUUACUUCCAUAAGCUGCAUUUCAUUUCUUACAUCUUGUUUGUUUUAGCUAUUGUCAAUAAACAUGUAAUCGAUGUGGGUGUAAAAAACGACUCGAGUGCUUGAACUCUUGUUUAGUUCACCUGAUCACUGCUGUAGAUUUACUACCCAAGUUCUAACGAUGUAAUAGAAGCUUAGUUUGAACAGUGCCGUGUUCUUUAAACAUAACGUAACCAGACUGAUAUAAAAUGGCAAGGUUUUAUUACUUGAUCGUUCCAAACCACUAAUUUGGUUCUUCAAAAUUUUGUCUGGUGAAGUUGACGGCAGUCUUGGCCUAAUGGUUAGAGAGUCUGAUUCGUAACCCAAAGGUUGUGGGUUCGAGUCUUGGGCCGGCCACGACUGAGGUGCCCUUGAGCAAGGCACCAAACCCCCCAACUGCUGCCCACUGCUCCGGGUGUGUUCACUGCUGUGUGUGCGCGCACUUUGGAUGAGUUAAAUGCAGAGAACAAAUUCUGAGUAUGGGUCACGUCACUUAAUUCACUUAAUUGAAGCUCUUAUAAGGCAACACUUGGCUAACAUAAAUGUAGUGGUAUUUUUCUUGUACUCAGUUUUGUAAAGAUACACAACCGAACUUCAUGUUAGACUCGAAACGAUGAUGCUAAUGAAAGUGUUGGUUUUUAACAGAACAGUAUGGAUUAUUCAAUCUAAUCUUAUCUAUGUAACUAAUCUGCUACUGUGUUUGCCUGAGGGUAUAAACAGCUCGUCACAAUUAAAGCCUUUUUUCCCCUUGGGAGUCGAAGUCCCACGGCUGA
Messenger RNA from Tachysurus fulvidraco (yellow catfish), 4895 nucleotides. It is a transcript of the gene smc2, whose product is annotated as structural maintenance of chromosomes 2. The record is from RefSeq and is a predicted model, not a curated record. The transcript has 24 exons. Gene Ontology annotation, molecular function: ATP binding; ATP hydrolysis activity; protein binding. Lineage: Eukaryota; Metazoa; Chordata; Actinopteri; Siluriformes; Bagridae. Gene Ontology annotation, biological process: chromosome organization. The coding region runs from base 175 to 3780 and encodes 1201 amino acids. Gene Ontology annotation, cellular component: chromosome.